AUGCAGAUCUUCGUCAAGACCCUCACGGGUAAGACUAUCACCCUUGAGGUGGAGUCCUCCGACACCAUUGACAAUGUCAAGUCCAAGAUCCAGGACAAGGAAGGUAUUCCUCCUGACCAGCAGCGCCUGAUCUUCGCCGGCAAGCAGCUCGAGGAUGGCCGUACCCUUUCGGACUACAACAUCCAGAAGGAGUCCACCCUUCACCUCGUGCUUCGUCUGCGUGGUGGUGGUAAGAAGCGCAAGAAGAAGGUCUACACCACCCCCAAGAAGAUCAAGCACAAGCACAAGAAGACCAAGCUCGCCAUCCUUAAGUACUACAAGGUUGACGGCGACGGCAAGAUCGAGCGUCUUCGCCGCGAGUGCCCCGCUCCCGAGUGUGGUGCCGGUGUCUUCAUGGCCGCUAUGCACAACCGCCAGUACUGCGGCAAGUGCCACCUCACCUACGUCUUCGACGAGGCCAAAUAAA
Molecule: messenger RNA, 466 nt
Organism: Penicillium olsonii
Lineage: Eukaryota; Fungi; Ascomycota; Eurotiomycetes; Eurotiales; Aspergillaceae
Source: the annotation of a GenBank genome assembly